Molecule: messenger RNA, 3555 nt
Organism: Trichoderma atroviride IMI 206040
Lineage: Eukaryota; Fungi; Ascomycota; Sordariomycetes; Hypocreales; Hypocreaceae
Source: RefSeq, a predicted model, not a curated record
UGCAAGCCACAUUUACUUGGGCUGCUGCCCUACUGUUAUACCUAGUACCUAGUAGUACUACCAAGUUGUCAAGGUACCACAUUUCCCCCUGGUCGUUCUCUUUGUGGAUAAUCCCGAACCUCCCUGGUCCUAUAAGCUGCGCGCUGUGCGGGCUGUACUGUAAAGGCAUGGACUCUUUUGGGCUCUUUGGGUUGGUCAACCAGCACACACACUGCACACGCACGGCUUUUCCACACGCAUUAUGCAUACCACCAGCCAGUGCCAGCACUCUGUUCCGUCGUAUCGUGUGCAGACCUGCAGACUUGUCUGCUGAAUAUGCAUAUUUCUAUGGAGUUGUAUGGGGCACGCAUACAGAGGCUAAUACAGACAUUCGAACGUGUCGUGUAUACUGCAGCAACCAGUACGGCAUAGAAUGCCACUUUUGCCAUCACUAAUACUACACAAACUGCAUCUGCUAUUUGCACGGGCGACAUAAAUCGUCUCUUUUUUUUUCCCUUCCCACCAUUCCCAGAGUCACUCCCGCUAACGCAAUGCUUGGCCGGAAUUUCUGAUACGAAAAGCGUUCAAGUAUAAUCCCAUCUAUACCAAAACAAGAUAUCGCCCUUUUUUUCUUUUUCCUCCCAUUUUAACGAAACCCCCCUCCCUUACCAUUUCCCCCUCCCCUUGUCGCCGCCCGUAGAUAGACCCACUGUCAUCUGAGCGGGCAUCAAUCCGACAAGCCGCAUUAGAUAGCUCUUUGCACUUGCUACCACCACUUUUCGUUCUUCAUACAAUAACCCAAAGGAUUCCGCUCUUCCUCUCUCUUUUUUUUUUUUUUUUUUUUUUUUGAUUGCUCAUCUUCUUUCUCCCACUCGCUUUACUCUCCCGCUCUCUUCCUCCCUGCCUCAAGCGAUCCACGAGCCUUCAACUAUCCGAGUACCUGGCUCGCUUGAAGCUCUGGUUCUUCUUCUAAGAAACUCAUUUACUUGAUCAUUUUCUCGAACUCAGUUGUUUACGCCGCUACAGCGUUGUUUGCGUGUCCUCUCGCUGUCGACUACUUGGCAUUAAUUCCGCUGUCCGAAUAAAAAGAAAUCGCACAAAAUACCGGCCCCAUCGCUCUCUGCCUUGAGAUCUUGAAAUCCAUUCGGGUCUCCGCUGUCUCCGCCUCCAUUACCAGGCCCCAUCGCGCUCCAGAAGCAUCCUAUAAGCUACCAUAAACGACAGCUGCCAUGCCACCACCUCCGGAGAACGAACCCCACAAGCGGAAGCGCAAUCUGGAGGAUGACGGCGGCCAGCCCACCCACCUCCAUCAGGCCACCAUCAACCACCGACCUGAACCUUCUGGCCGUCCCCUAUCAGUGCCUGUCAUGGCUCCAGGCUCCCAGCCAUACAUCAACUUCUUGCCGAGACACCAAUACGCUCAACUUCUGGGUCUCUUGCCAGGUGAUUUGGACACCUUGAACAACAUCAUCUACCUCAUCAGCGAAUACGAAGGCGUAUUGGACCGGAGUGAAAGUCUAGCAGCGAGUCUCGGGGCUAGAUUGACAGGACCCCGUUUCCUCAGAGGCAUUGAAAGAUUCUUCGACGGCCCCAUCAAAGUCAACUCACCCCAUCCCUUGCUGCACUCCAUUACCUGGCUGGACGUGGUCACUUUUGCCAAGGCCAAUCCAGACGCCUUCUCCCCCGUCACCCUGCCCGACGGCGCACGAUGCCGCCAGUUCAUGUACAAUGGGGCUCAGGUCGAGAUUGCAGAGGAUGACUGGCGCUUGAUCUACUCUGGAGCCCUGGACAAGUUCCCGCUGGAGCACAUUUUCCAAGAGGAUGAGGCGGCCGAGCUGGCCACGCUCGAGAUCAUGAUGCAGAGGUCCUCCCUCUUGUACAACAAGGCAGACGAGGUUGCGGCGAGAGCCCGAUUUCUCAGCCGCAGGCUUGAGACGCGCAGAAAGGACGUGGCUCAUCAGCUUCUGCGCCAUGCUGAUGCUUCUGCGGCCAAUGCCGUUACCGUCAGCUCUGGCUUCUGUGCCAUCAACCAUCCACCGCCUUCGGGACCCGGCAGCUGCGGCUCGCCGCCCCACGAUCUCCACGGAGAUCUUCUCCACCAGUUCAUGGUGGCUUCGAUGCAGAAUCAGCCGCCACAAGGUCCCCCUCCGGGAUACUACCAUUACCAGCAGCACCCUGUUUUUGGCUCCGCCUUGCCUGCCAUUGCUACCGGGCUCAGUCCCCUGGCGGCGCCAAUUCUUGAGGCGCCACCGUAUCAUCCGCUGCCGGUCCUUACUUACCCCAAUGCCGCCGGGCCAGCAGCAACAACAUCCUCUCCCUCGCCCUCGCCCUCAUCCUUGGCUUCAAUUCUGGCUCCGCUGCCAGUCCUGGCCCCGUCGCCAACAACAUCGAUCACAGCAUCGUCAACUCCGGCACCAGUUCCAGGAGUCUCAUUCCCAGCAUCGAGCUCGCCCCCAGCAGCUCCAGCUCUGGCCCCAGUCCCGAUUCCAGCUCUGCCUUCGAGAAGAGCGAGAGGGAGGGCAGGAAGGGGACGUGGCAGACGUGGAGCGGUAGGAAAGGAUCUCGGUCCUGAGAAACACCGAGCUCUCGUGUUGAAAAAAACUGACACGGUCCACAAGGGAGAUGUCAUCUUCCCCACCUGUGAUCGAUGCCGACGUCUUCGCCUCCAGUGCGUCAAGCACCUGUCGGCUUGCCGAGGCUGCACUAAGAAGCACGCGAGAUGCAGCUGGAGAAACGUCACGGACGAGGAAGCCGAGAUUGUGAGGCAUCAGCUGGAGAUUAUCGAGCGCGAGACACAGAAGCUGCGAGAAGCAGAAGCUGCUGCCGCUGCCGCUGCCGGCAGGGCCGCUGGCACGCAGGCCGAGGCCAGCAACAACUCUAGCUCUGGUUUUGGAUAUACCAGUACUAGCACUGGCAGCCCUGGUGAGAGCUCCGGUGCUGCGGCAGACUCAACGAGCCCGAUGGACCUGGUAUCCAGACCAGCAUCGGCAUCGGCAUUGGCAUUGGCAGCGGUAGCAGCAGCGGCGUCAUCGGCGCUGGCUUCCUCUUCCUCUUCUCCUGAAGCCCCGGCUACUAUCGAGCCUCCACUGAGACUGGUGCCCACGUCGCGGCUCACCAGAAUUGACUCUGCUCCUCCUUCUGUGCAGAGGAACCCUCCUCGAACAGGGCAUCUCUCGGCGAUCCUGUCGCCUCCAGACUUUGAAGAGUAUGAGCCUCGGGCAUACCACUCCCACUAAGGCAAAGUGGCCGGUAUUGCAUAUGUAGCGGUGCUCAAGGGAUAUGAUUUUCAAUGGUAGAUACUAUGACUAGUACUAUAUAGGUAGCUUUAAUGCGUGGUCUUGUCUGGUAAGGCAUGGGAACUAAAUGGGACACCUUUGCAAAAAGGUACAAGCGGGUUUAUGACGGGAUAUAUAUGUAGGCACAAGGGCAGUUUGUUUAGGAAUACUGGGUAUACGAGAUGGAUGCUUUCACUAAGUACAUGUGUGGUGAUAAUGGCAGGGUCUUUAGGCAACGAGCCAAUAGCAAUUUUCUUUACUUUAAUUGAUUUUUCUCAAUUGACACGACUACAUGUACCAC